This is a messenger RNA of Symbiodinium necroappetens, 678 nucleotides long. Lineage: Eukaryota; Dinophyceae; Suessiales; Symbiodiniaceae. The record is from the annotation of a GenBank genome assembly.
AUGGUGAGCCAUGGCAAUCUUGGAGCUCUGCAACGCCUGGGCCUGCAAGUAGUGCAGUCGAACCCUGCGGUGCUUUGCGGCCCAGCCCUGCAGCUUCAGCGAGGUCUUAGCACCGGCGGGGACAGAGUGAAGCUUUCGGAAGGUCCCGGGAGCGGCCCCGACCCUGGGUCUGCUCCGUGGCAGACGCCUGCCACCCUGUUCUUGGAGAGCCUGUCGGUGCCGUUCCAGCGACACGCCGUGUCCAAAGAAGACAUGCGUGAAGGAGAAUCCGUCACACAGUCUUUCGCAAGACAGGUGGGACUCAAAGAUGAUUCAGUGAUGGUAAAAACCAUGGUGUUCGACAUCGAUAAAGCUGCUUCACAACAACCUAUCUUCGUGCUUCAACACGGGAACAAGAAGGUCGAUACCAAGCGGUUGGCUAUGGCUGCAGGUGUCAAGCGUGACCACGUGAAGCCCACGAAGCCUGAGCGCGCGACAUCUUUCACUGGCUAUGUCUUUGGAGGAACCACCGCUUUCGGCAGCAAAACGCAGCUACAGAUCUACAUUGAGAGUUCGAUAUUCAGUUUGGAGACAGUGUACGUAAAUGGUGGAAGCACCAAUCUGUGCCUCUCCAUGAGUGGUGCCAACUUCGAACAUGCUCUCGGUGAGUGCAUCCCGGUGGAGGUGGCUGGCAGCUAA